AUGACCGCCAACCUCGCCUCCCGUCCCCUCGCCCGCCUCCCGCCCGAGGUCAACCGCACGCUGUACGUCCGUAACCUCCCCUUCAACGUCAGCAGCGAGGACAUGCACGAGAUAUUCGGUAAAUACGGCGCCCUGCGACAGAUUCGCCUCGGGACGACCAAGGCGACCAAGGGCACCGCCUACGUCGUCUACGAGGACAUCCACGACGCCAAGCAGGCGUGCGAGCACCUCAGCGGAUUCAACGUCGCGAACCGCUACCUGAUCGUGCUGUAUCACCAGAGCGGAAAGGCGACGCAGAGCGUCGAGCGACGCGCGGCGGAGACGGCGCGUCUGCAGCGCGAGCACGGCGUCUCGGGAACGCAAACCUGA
This is a messenger RNA of Ostreococcus lucimarinus CCE9901, 369 nucleotides long. RefSeq lists its product with no specific name. Gene Ontology annotation, biological process: mRNA splicing, via spliceosome. NCBI's taxonomy places the organism in Eukaryota, Viridiplantae, Chlorophyta, Mamiellophyceae, Mamiellales, Bathycoccaceae. The transcript has a single exon. The record is from RefSeq and is a predicted model, not a curated record. Gene Ontology annotation, molecular function: RNA binding. Gene Ontology annotation, cellular component: precatalytic spliceosome; U2 snRNP; catalytic step 2 spliceosome. The coding region runs from base 1 to 369 and encodes 122 amino acids.